AAGCAAUCGAUCCCUCAACAUCUUCGUCUUCUGUUUCCCUGGGUCUUAUGGCAUAUCUGGAAAGAGAGGAACGAACUCAUCUUUGCUAAUACUCGUCUUGGUGCAGCAACAAUUAUGGACAAGGCUCGGAAUGAUUAUAAUGCUUGGGCAGAGGUUAAUAUCUUAAACUCAUCUCAAGAGUCUGAUGACAUGGCUGCUGGGACUGUGAUCGUGAAAUGGGAGAAACCAUCCCUAAGCUUUGUCAAAUGUAACAUCGAUGCAUCGUGGGUCAAUGCGACUGAGAACACUGGAGCUUCUUGGCUCCUUCGUAAUAGUUCAGGGGAGCCUAUGUUGCAUAGCCGACGAUCUUUCUCUGCCAUUUCUACUAAGCUUGAGGCAGAGCUCUUAAGCUUUUCUUGGGCUAUAGAUUGUCUCUCAGACUUACGUUUUGGUAAAGUGGUUUUUGAAUCAUCAUCUUACCUUGCGGGCGAAGCAAUCCUUAGACCUGAAAUGUUCCUUGGUUUUCAAGACCUGUUGGCUCAUAUCCGGGAUAAACUGAGUGGUUUUAGACUGUGGAACAUCUCAUAUGCACAACUCCAAGGCAAUAGAUGCGCCCAUGAAAUAGCUCUCAGUGUCACUAGGAAUCACCGGUAUCAAUCAUACAUAGCUC
Molecule: messenger RNA, 649 nt
Organism: Brassica oleracea var. oleracea
Lineage: Eukaryota; Viridiplantae; Streptophyta; Magnoliopsida; Brassicales; Brassicaceae
Molecular function (GO): RNA-DNA hybrid ribonuclease activity; nucleic acid binding
Source: RefSeq, a predicted model, not a curated record